Molecule: messenger RNA, 670 nt
Organism: Paramecium pentaurelia
Lineage: Eukaryota; Ciliophora; Oligohymenophorea; Peniculida; Parameciidae
Source: the annotation of a GenBank genome assembly
AUGGCUAAAUAUAAAGAAAGUUUAGGCUUAUUUAUUAACUAAUAUAGUUUAAAGAAAAUAUUAUGUGAGGGAAUUUAUAAUUAAGGUCAAUAAAUUGGAAAGUGGAAAUCAUAUAAGAAAAGUUAAACAUUGUAAGCAUAUAUUAAAUUAUUAGAAAGAGGAGGUGGUUUAUAUAAUGUAUAGGGAUAAAAAAAUGGAAAAUGGAUAGACUUGGAUGAUGAAUAUGAAUUGUAUUCUUAAUAAAAAAUAAUUAUAGAUUUAGAUAAAUUACUCAUAGUAGUGAAUAUUUUAAUGGUAAACAGAAAGGAAAUUGGUAUAUAUUAUAUAAAGAAGAUUCUCAUAUAAGUAUUAAUAUUACUUAUUUUUAGAGGAGGAGGUUCAUAUAAUGAAUAAGGUAUAAAGAAUGGAAAAAGAAUAGAAAUUCUAGAUAACUUUCAAAGUUUCUAAUUUGAAUUAAUUAAAUUUUGCCAGUUAACAUAUACUGGUGAAUUUUAGAAUAGUAAAAAAAAAGGAAGGUGGUUUAUAUUGUAUUAAGGACAUGCAUUGUAAGUUAUUUUAAAGGUAAUCUAGUGAUGGAGGAUAUUACAAUCAAAUAGGAUUGAAGAAUAAUUAAUGGAUUGAAACAGAUGAUAAUUUUCUUGAGUAUUAAUAUUUAUUAAUUGUAAGUUGA